This is a messenger RNA of Mesocestoides corti, 1260 nucleotides long. The record is from the annotation of a GenBank genome assembly. NCBI's taxonomy places the organism in Eukaryota, Metazoa, Platyhelminthes, Cestoda, Cyclophyllidea, Mesocestoididae.
UUGAUUGAAAUCGAGAUCGGCCCAGAUCUACAGCUCCAGGAGCAUGAAAUAUGGCAUCAGUUGUGUGGAUUUCAUAAGAAUGGGCCAGAUAAUCCAAAAGUUGCCGAAAGAACCGCACAAGAAGUUCUAAUCAGACACUCAAGCGAGUCCCAAACGUCCUUUGCAUCAAAGGCAUGUCUUCGUGCUGCCGGGAAGUUGGCUCCCGGAUGCGGCAUUCGACUUGAUACUAACACGGAUUCUUCACUCUCUUUGGCGCAACCCUCUGUUGAAUGUCGUAUUGAGCUGUUUCAAGCGCUUAUAAAUUCCCCAUUCACGGACUUAGAUAUCUUGCGUAAACAGUCAUGGUCGGGAAUCCCGCAAGAUGUCCGUUCUACCACGUGGAAACUCUUGUGUGAUUACUUGCCAGCGUCUUAUGAUAGACGAUCCACGACGUUGGGCAAAAAACGCCAACAAUAUUCGGACCUGACUCUGCAGUUUUUUAAUCUCCGUAAUGGUCACAGUGGUUCGGAAAUAUUCCGACAAGUACAAAAAGACCUGAUACGCAUGACAAUGCUACAAAAACGUCAAGAUAUUUUUGAGUUAUUUGAAAGAGUAUUAUUUAACUGGUCAAUACGACAUCCUGGAAGCGGAUACGUCCAGGGCAUAAACGAUUUACUUACACCUUUCGUUAUUGUCUUCCUUUCCGAUUACGCCAAGACAGAAUUGAGUUCUGCUGGUGAAUUGAAGUUGUCUAAGGCGAUCACAAAGGAACAGCUGCAAGAGGUUGAGGCUGACGUCUUUUGGUGCGUUUCAAGGCUACUGGAUACCAUUCAGGACAACUACACUUUUGCACAGCCAGGCAUUCAAAAUAAUAUAAACAAACUGAGCAGUCUCAUUGAGCGUCUCGAUGCUGAGUUGCACCGACAUCUGCUCAAUCACAAGGUUGAGUACCUACAAUUCUCAUUCCGGUGGAUGAAUAAUCUUCUCAUUCGAGAAUUACCCCUACGCUGUAUCAUCCGGUUAUGGGACACUUAUAUGUCCGAACCUGAUGGAUUUUCUCAAUUCCACGUCUACGUGUGUGCAGCUUUCCUUUUGCGUUUUAAGGAUGGUCUGAUGCGGCAAAACGACUUUCAUGGCUUGCUAAUGUAUCUUCAGUCUCUACCGACACAUCGCUGGACAAAUGAUGACAUUGAAAUGGUGCUUGCACAAGCUUUUCAGUAUAAAAGCCUGUUUUCUCAGGCGCCGAAGCACUUGGAUUAUCAAAAAAGUGAUAUUCAUUAG